Molecule: messenger RNA, 384 nt
Organism: Penicillium samsonianum
Lineage: Eukaryota; Fungi; Ascomycota; Eurotiomycetes; Eurotiales; Aspergillaceae
Exons: 1
Coding region: 1-384 (127 amino acids)
Source: RefSeq, a predicted model, not a curated record
AUGGCACAAGAUAAGGAGGCCGUGAUGAUGCUCGAGUGGCCUCUCCCGACAGGCCCAGGUAGACGCGAAGUGCUCGCUUCUGAUUGGUCCUCGCUCCCCUCAAUCUUGGCACUCUCGCCAGUCCUAGUCAAGACCAGGGUCGAGCCAAUGGGCCAGGAGGUGCUGAGACUGGCGGCGCCGUCCAUUCUCAUCGUUCGGCCUAUCCGGCGCCGCGCUAGACGAGUGACAGAAGGUACGACCUCCUUCAGCACUCGAGGCGAAAUCUUGUCUGAGAUAACGCAAGACGGCCCAGCCCAGAAAGUUAGACUCGCCGUUCUCAAUACUUUACAAAAGACUUUUGGAGGAUAUAAGCAUCAAUAUGUUGUCUUAGAUUCCGUUCAUUAG